AUGGCCUCGUCCUCUCUCUUCGCCGCGGCGCGCCGACUGAUCAGCCUUGGCCGCCGCAGAGGGCUCCUCCCCGUCCCGCCCUCUCGCGCCAUAGCCUCCUCGUCUCGCAGCAACAGCGCGGAGGAGGGAAUGCUGCCGGCGCGGCCGCCGAGCCUGCAGUACACGCUGUGGCCGCUGGGCAAACCGGGCACACUCCUUGUGCCGGAGAUCGAAAUGUGGGCGACGCGGUCCGGAAACCGACUCCGAGCCGUUGAGCUCCAACGCAUCGUCAAGGAGCUGCGCAGGCGCCGCCGUCACUGCCAGGCCGUCGAGGUCUCUGAGUGGAUGAAUCUCAAGGGCCACGUCAAAUUUCUGCCAAAGGAUCAUGCUGUUCACCUGGAUUUAAUCGGUCAUAUUCAUGGAGUUGGAGCAGCAGAGACCUACUUCAAUAACCUAUCUGACAAAGAUAAGACAGAGAAACCAUAUGGUGCACUUCUCAACUGCUACGCACGAGAACGCUUGGUCGACAAAGCGUUGGCCCAUUUUCAGAAGAUGAAAGAGCUGGGUUUUGUGUUCACCGCGCUCCCCUACAACAACCUCAUGAGCCUCUAUACCAACAUAGGGCAGCAUGAGAGGGUCCCUUUGGUGAUGGCAGAAAUGAAGAGCAAUGGGAUUGUUCCCGAUAAUUUUAGCUACAGAAUAUGCAUAAAUUCUUAUGGCACAAGAGCUGACUUUUUUGGGUUGGAGAACACCCUGGAGGAGAUGGAAUGUGAGCCUCAAAUUGUUGUUGACUGGAAUACCUAUGCUGUCAUGGCAAGCCAAUACAUUAAGGGUGACCUCAGGGAGAAGGCAUACUCUGCCUUAAAGAAAGCAGAUGCAAAAAUGGGUAAAAAGGAUUUGGAUGCCUAUAGACGCUUGAUUUCCCUGUAUGGCCACCUUGGGGACAAAUCAGAGGUCAAGAGGCUAUGGGCGCUGCAAAUGUCGAACUGUAAGAGGCAUCUUAACACGGACUACAUCAACAUGCUUGCAGUGCUUGUGAAGCUUGAUGAGAUCGUGGAAGCUGAAGACUUGCUGAAAGAGUGGGAGUCCAGCAAAAAUGAAUUGCACUUCAAAGUUCCAAAUGUGCUGCUCAAAUGGUACUGCCAAAAGGGCUUGCUGGACAAGGCCGAGGCGCUGCUCGACGGCUUCUUGAUAAAGGGAAAGAUGCCUCCUUCAACAAGCUGGGAAAUUGUGGCAAGUGGCUAUACGGAGAAAGGUGAUGUCGCGAGAGCUUAUGAGCUGACCAAAAAUGCCCUCUAUAUGUACGCCCCUAAUUCUGGCUGGAUCCCUGAGCCUUCGAUGAUUGAGAUGAUACUUAAGUAUCUUGGAGAUGAAGGGGAGGUCAAGGAUGUCGAAGCUUUCAUUGAUCUGCUGAAAGUUGCUGUGCCAAUGAACUCUGAUAUGACCGAGGCUUUGUCAAGGGCUCGUGGGAGAGUAGAAAAGAAAGCUGUAGAAGCAACGGGAGCUCCUCGUGAGGAUACUAUUGCCUGA
Miscanthus lutarioriparius is the source of this 1509-nucleotide messenger RNA. Lineage: Eukaryota; Viridiplantae; Streptophyta; Magnoliopsida; Poales; Poaceae. The record is from the annotation of a GenBank genome assembly.